AUGGCUGACACCACAAAAGUUAUUGUCCCGCCAGAGGACGACGUGGAUCUUUAUGCGGAUAACGCAAUAGCAUUGCGCAAUUUCUUCGACAAGCAGAACGAACACUGCAUAUGCGAUUCUGGCGACAUUGUGCUGGUCGUCAAUGAUGGCUUCCACCCGAUUCAGAAGCUUCGAGUGUCUUCCCAUGUGCUCGCAAUGAGCUCCAGGGUCUUCGAGGUCCUCUUCUCGGGACGAUUCGCUGAAAGUCUGGCGGCGAAGGAUCGUUCUUCCAGUGAGCCACACGAAGUUGAAAUACAAGAUGCGCCGGUACCGAUGAGGCAGCUAUGUCGACUACUGCAUCAUCAAGAAAUUUUUGCGACAGGAGACAAGUCCGCGAAAGCCCUGCUUGAUCUGGCUAUCGUGAUUGACAAGUACGAUUGCUGUUUGACACUCCACUUGCAAGCUGACGCGCUGCUCCAACACGCUACAGACUCCCAUUUUGACGAGGCCAUAAGUCACGCCCAAGAGUCCUACGGGCUCCAACGUCUCGUCACAGCAGCAUACAUGCUGGAUCGGCCCUUACACUUCCGUCGUCUCUCGAGCCAGUUGGUGCUGCAGACCACAAUGAUACAGGCGAAAAGUUUCGAGGCCAGAUGCCUGGAUAUACUGCCAGAGAGCUUUGUGGGCUCGCUUUUUAAUCAACAGAAUGUGGCGCAACAGGAACUGUCCAGGCAGGUCGCGAGACUAGUCAUGGAGUUCAAGGAGGCUGCAAGAGCAGCAUCGCGUGAGUCACUCGUCGUGGAUUUUCUGGACAAUCUUGGAAGAGCGUCUGGCCUGUGGCUCCCGGAUACAAAGCGUCCGCUCUCUUCGCAACUCGAUGGUCUGAGGGAGACCGAGCUUCCAGUGGUCCCUCUCCCAGAUGGUGCUGAGAUGUCGAACCCCAACAGAAGUGGAAAUGAAUAUCCGAGCUUAAUGGCUGCCGGAGGCUGGCUCACUUUUGACCAUAAGCAGCUCAGGGGACCAACCGAGAAAUCACUCAGGGAACGUGCAGCAUCCGUCCGUGAAAUAUGUGUCGGAGUUUGUUUGGACUGCAUCAAGCAUCGCGAGUGCCGCAAGAGCCAUCGUCACUUGUGGAAGUACUCAGAGUCUGAUUCAUGUUUUCCCUAUGGAUCUCAUCCCGAUGCAGAGAGCACCUGCAUUGGAGGAAGGCCGGAUUUCGUUCACUCUAUCGAAUAUCCGGGCUACUGGGAGAAGUGUUGGUAG
Molecule: messenger RNA, 1242 nt
Organism: Sphaerulina musiva SO2202
Lineage: Eukaryota; Fungi; Ascomycota; Dothideomycetes; Mycosphaerellales; Mycosphaerellaceae
Exons: 2
Coding region: 1-1242 (413 amino acids)
Molecular function (GO): protein binding
Source: RefSeq, a predicted model, not a curated record